Parasteatoda tepidariorum (common house spider) is the source of this 867-nucleotide messenger RNA. Its product is annotated as oocyte zinc finger protein XlCOF6-like. The record is from RefSeq and is a predicted model, not a curated record. NCBI's taxonomy places the organism in Eukaryota, Metazoa, Arthropoda, Arachnida, Araneae, Theridiidae.
AUGAGUGCAAACCAUACUAAUAGUAAAAAGAUAUUUUCUUGUAGUACAUGUGAUAAAACUUGCACAAGUAAAAGUUCUUUAAUUGAUCAUAAUGCUACUGAUCAUGAUGAAGUUGAAUUACAUAGUUCCUACAAUACAAAUAAAAAAUCACUCUCUUGUAGCAUGUGUAACAAAACAUUAUCUUCUAUGCAUUCUCUGAAAAGGCAUUGUCUUACCCAUACAAAUGAAAGGUCUUUUGUUUGUACUAUAUGUAAUAAGAGUUAUAAAUAUAAAAGGACUUUAACUGCUCAUUGUGUUACUCACACUAAAAAUAAUAAUCUGCACUCUUGUUGCAUAUGUAAUAAGUCAUUUAGAAAGAAAAAGUGCCUUAGAAUACACUACCUCUUUCAUACUAAUGAAAAACCCUACUCGUGUAGCAUAUGUAACAAGAAAUUCAGGUUAGAAAGUGGUUUAACUCUACAUGAAAUUGUUCAUACAUCUGUAGAACCACAAAAGGGAGUUAUAACUACUAGCAGUGUUCACUGUACAAAUAAUAGUCCUUAUACUUGUGGUGUAUGCUUUAAAAGAUUUACAUUCAAAAAUAAUUUGAAGAGACAUUACCGUGUUCAUACUGAUGAAAAACCUUUUUCUUGUAGUUUAUGUAAUAAGGGCUUUUCUCGAAAGUGUUAUUUAAGUACUCAUUAUUUAAUACAUACGAAGGAGAAGCCUUUUUCUUGUACUGUUUGUAAUAAAAGUUUCACCCGCAAGUGUCAUUUAAUAGAUCAUAAUCGUGUUCAUACUAAAGAAAAACCUUUUUCUUGUGGCUUGUGUGAUAAAAAGUAUACAAAAAGAAGUACUUUGGCUCUACAUACUCUUAAACAUAUUUAA